AUGACGUCGUCGAUUAGUCAAUCGACACUGAAGCAGUACGAGUGCAAUUGGAGAUACUGGUGGGAAUACACGCAUGCAAGGGGAAUAGAUACAUUCAAUGCGAAGUCAGCAGAUAUUAUAAUCUUCUUAAAUAAGUGUUUCAAGGAUGGUGCAAAGUACAGUACACUGAACACUGCGCGUUCUGCAAUUUCGUUAAUAUCAGCAUAUGACAUUAAUGAGGAUGGAUUGAUUGCGCGUUUCUUUAAGGGAGUUUUGAAAGAACGCUCAACAAAACCAAAAUACUCCACAGCACGGGAUGUCACUCCUGUACUGAGCUUCAUGGAAGGAAUGCAUCCACUCAGACGACUGAAGUUAAAAGAGGCAGCUGAAAAGGUGGCAACUUUAUUAGCUAUAACAACGGCGCAGAGGCUCCAGACACUAGCUUCGAUAAACAUUGAUAAUAUAAUAAAAUCAGAAACAGGAAUAAGUGUUAAAAUAACUGAUCAGAUAAAAACGUCAAAGCCAGGUGCCUGGCAACCGGAGUUGAUUCUGCCAUUUUUCAAGGAAACGCCAGCCCUGUGUGUAGCUUCUGCCGUUUCAGAUUACAUGGAUUGCGCCCAAAAGCUGAGGGAUAAAAAUGUCAAAAAUUUAUUUCUUGCAACAGUAAAACCCUUUGGGGCGGCUUCAUCGCAAACAAUUGGCCAUUGGGUGAAAACAUUAUUAGGAAAAGUGGGUGUGGAUACUCAAACAUUCACAGCAUAUACUACACGUCACGCAGCAGUAUCUACUGCCCAUAAACGACGCGUUGAUAUUACGGUUAUAAGGCGUUGCGCCGGAUGGACGCCAAGCUCCCAAAUGUUUUUUAAAUUUUAUAACAAACCCAUCCAGUGUUCCAAUGAGCAAUUUGCGCAGACAAUACUGAAUAAGUAA
This is a messenger RNA of Cephus cinctus (wheat stem sawfly), 909 nucleotides long. RefSeq lists its product as uncharacterized. Gene Ontology annotation, molecular function: DNA binding. The transcript has a single exon. NCBI's taxonomy places the organism in Eukaryota, Metazoa, Arthropoda, Insecta, Hymenoptera, Cephidae. Bases 1 to 909 code for a protein of 302 amino acids. Gene Ontology annotation, biological process: DNA integration; DNA recombination. The record is from RefSeq and is a predicted model, not a curated record.